AUGGCAGAAUCUCCAAGUGAAGGGAACUCAUCGUUGAUGGCCUGUUCGUUGGGUCUGUUACGGAUUCGGGUCAAACGGGGCGUCAACCUUGCCGUUCGUGAUGUCCGAAGCAGCGACCCUUACGUCGUUGUUAAGAUGGGUAAACAGAAACUGAAGACUCGUGUAAAAAAGAAGGAUGUUAAUCCUGAGUGGAAUGAGGAUUUGACUCUUUCAGUAAUGGAUCCUAGUGUUCCAAUAAAACUGACAGUGUAUGACCAUGACACUUUUACCAAGGAUGACAAAAUGGGAGAGGCAGAGUUUGACAUUAGGCCUUACGUGGAAGCCUUGAAACAAGAUUUGGAAGACAUCCCGAGUGGAACCACAAUUUCGAGAGUGCAACCGUGCAGAUCCAACUGCCUGUCUGAAGAGAGCGCCAUUAUGUGGAUCGACGGGAAGGUCGUGCAGGACCUUUGCCUCCGAUUGAAAAAUGUGGAGUGCGGUGAACUGGAAAUUCAACUCAACUGGAUUGACCUUCCCGGGUCUAAAUGAAGUUCACAAAAUGUUGUUUCGCUCUUGCUUCCGUCUCUCGCUAUGUUCCACUGA
This is a messenger RNA of Hibiscus syriacus, 582 nucleotides long. Its product is annotated as protein C2-DOMAIN ABA-RELATED 4-like. Lineage: Eukaryota; Viridiplantae; Streptophyta; Magnoliopsida; Malvales; Malvaceae. The transcript is spliced from 3 exons. The record is from RefSeq and is a predicted model, not a curated record. The coding region runs from base 1 to 528 and encodes 175 amino acids.